Messenger RNA from Cyprinodon tularosa, 2960 nucleotides. It is a transcript of the gene bcas1, whose product is annotated as brain enriched myelin associated protein 1. NCBI's taxonomy places the organism in Eukaryota, Metazoa, Chordata, Actinopteri, Cyprinodontiformes, Cyprinodontidae. Gene Ontology annotation, biological process: myelination. The coding region runs from base 146 to 1738 and encodes 530 amino acids. The record is from RefSeq and is a predicted model, not a curated record. The transcript is spliced from 15 exons.
CAGGAGAGCAUCCAUCUCUCAGACGAGAACAUAUUUGUUUUUCUUGCAGAGCCACCUGACCUAUAGUGUCACACGAUCCAAACGGAUCCUCGUUGUGUUGGUUGUGUUUUAGGAGAUAGUUUGGUAAGCUCAGACUGGCACCAUCAUGGGGAAUGAACAAUCUACUAUUGAAGAGGUAAACCAGAAUGGGUCGAUUCCAGAAAAACAUGAAAAUGGAUCGGUGAACGGCAUCUCCGCAGGCAUUACAUCCAACGGAUUGGAGAUUGAUGUGAAGAGUGACAUCACAGUCCAUCAGAAUGGCAAGCCUCAGACACCAACACUUGAGACAGAAGCUGAAGCGGAAAGUGUGAUUGUUGAACCGGAUCCUCAGCCAGCUCCUGCAGAAGGUGUCUCUGAGUUCACCGACGCCCCCGCUGACAAGGAAUCGGUCAAGAAACACAAGGAGAAAACUCAUGGUUUUGGGAAACUCUUCAAAAAGAAAGCAGCUCGUAAAGCAGAGGAGGGGAAAGAUGAGGAUGGAGAGAAAGAAGAUGAGGCAUCAAGUAAAGAUCAGCUGGAUGGGAGUCAGGUUCUCACUGAUCCUCCGCAGGAGUCAGCAAACGUAACGCAAGAGUCGGCACCUGUGACUGAGCCAGAGAUCGGAGCGACUGCAGAGUCCGGUCCAGAGGAAGAGACGGUUCCUGAGAGAGAGUACGGAAACGCUGAGCCUGAGGAGAACCGAGAGGAGGGCGAACCAGAAGAGAACCCAGUUAUGAACUUCUUUAAAACACUAGUUACUCCCACUAAAACAUCCAAAAAGGACACAGCUGGUCCAGAUGCAGCAAAAGAUCAGUCGCAGAAGGAGACCCCACCUGCAGCGACCACAACUGUUGCACAGACAUCAGAGCAGCCUGCAGCACCCAAAGGAAUGCCUGCUCCACCCCCACCACCCCCAGAGCCGCCAAAGCUGGAAACCAAAGGAGAAUCAGCUGCCAAAGCCGUAAAGCCGACGCAAAAAGAAGAACCGAAAGCUUCCGCCAAAGAACCCGAGUCCUCAAAAGGAAAAUCGUCUCUGAGUAAAUUCUUCCGAUCAAAGGCUGUCAAGGAUGCAGCACAGCCAGCUUUUGAAGUAGAAGUACAGCCAGUUGUAGAAGUACAGGAGACAGCUGUGGAGGUACCAGAGCCUGUUGUAGAGGUGCAGGUAAAAGCACAGGAAACUGCUGUGGAGUUGGCAAAACAAGUUGGUGAAGAGGAGAAGGUGGAUCCUUCCAAAGCCAGCACUCUGGAGGCAGCGGCGAAGCCAGAACCUCCUCCGCCCGUUCAAGAGGAAAAGAAGCAAACCUCCAAAUCACACUUCAUGUCUUUCUUCAAGCCCAAAGCACUGUUAGAUACCAUGACCACAAAAGUCCAAGCAGCCUCCACAAGUGGAGUUCGUCUCCUCAAGAAAUCGACCGGCCUGGCUGCUGACCCCAAGAAGACGUCUCCGACCCCACCGGCCGCAGCAGAGUCCCCUCAGCCAGUGAAAGCUAAGGAGGAGCCAAAAGCUGCAGCCAAGCCGUCUGAGGUUGUUGCGGAUAGCAAACCGGCGUCUGCGGCCUCUCCGGCUGGAGACGAUGCAGCCAAUGCGGCCAAAAAACUGGAGAAGAGGAACUCCAUCCAGCUGUUCUUUAAAAAUCUGGGUCAGAAACGCCACUCUACAGAUGCUGGGGUCCAAACAGAACCAGCGACUGCUGCUUCAACAUCUGAGAAAACCAAAUGAGCCCUUUUAAGUUUCCCUGUACAGAUCCCCCACCCCUCCUCCCCCCUGUCUUUCUAGCUAUACUCUGUCUUCAUGUCUUGGUCAUAUUUCACCACCUCAAUUCCUUUUUUUUUUUAGAUGUUGCAUUUUAAAGAGAAAUGCUUUCAGAAGGAUUCUGGACAGAUUAGCACGGUGAUAGAUGAACAAUAGGAGAAACACUGACUAUAAGAAGCCAUGAGUUAAAAUGAAAAGUUGUCAUUUAAACAAAAAGAAAAAUAUUUCAUAACUUUUUCCACUUUUACCACCAGCUGGAAGCUGCACAGCUCUGGUUAACAAAGCAUAUAUAUAUAUAUAAACAGAACCUAAUUAUUGGGCUAAACACCUUCUUUCCAACUUGGUCUGUGUAACCACCACAUUCAGACUCAGUAUAAGUCAGUACAUGCCUUCCAUCUCUUAACAUGCCUUUGGUUAACCCCAGAUAAAGUUCAGCUCCUCUUUGUCACAGUUUACAGUACCAGCAAUGCUUUCCACAGAGUUUCCAAAGAGUUUCCAAAGCAUCAAGGGCAUAUUUUUGGGAGAAGGGUGCAAAAUGCAUUUGAUAUAACAUGGAACAAAGUGAAAACCGUUCACUCAUAGUGUCCCUGGACACAGUGGGUCCUUCAUCGUUAUCUCCAACAGGUUCAUAGCAACAGGACUGGAGCUACUGCCGCACAUGUGACAGCAAUCUCCCAUGUUCCUCAUAUGAUAGGGCCUGAUAUUUUUAUUUAAGAAAAACCUCCACGCCUGAGCUAAAUGUUCCAUGUGUAUGCAUCUAUUUUUGACUAAUAUGGAGGCUUAAGGGGGACAAAAAGAUGUCAGUUUGUUGUGAGGUAAAUAAAUGUACCAUUAAAUAAUGAAAUGCAUAUGUAGCAUUUCAUAAGCACAUAAUUUAACAAUAAAAUGUACCAUUAAAUUAUGAAAUGUAAAGUUAAAUAACUAAAUUUAGCUUAUAAAUGAUGGCGUUAGCCUUGAAAUAAAUAAAUAAUAAGUGAUAACGAUAUAUAUGGAGAUUAAUUUAUGAAAAAUCACAUUUAAUAUUAUUUUUAUUAAUUUUCUGUAUUGUAGGAAGUGUCAUAGAUCAUAACAUAGAAGGGAAGUGAAAUUCCAUUCUACAAUUUUCAAUUUUCCAAACCCUCCUUCCCAUCUAACCCAACCCCAUCAGAGGAUUAAUGCCUAUUUUAUUCCAAAAAUGUAGACAGAAAAA